Molecule: messenger RNA, 444 nt
Organism: Ilex paraguariensis (yerba mate)
Lineage: Eukaryota; Viridiplantae; Streptophyta; Magnoliopsida; Aquifoliales; Aquifoliaceae
Source: the annotation of a GenBank genome assembly
AAAUAGCGUUGUUGGAGUGAAUUUGAAAAAGUGGUUAACUAAAAUAGAUAAUAUAAUAUUUAAAUACAUUUUGAAUAGUUAUUUUAGAUAGCAUUGUUGGAGAUGCUCUAAGAUCAUUAAUAUUUAUUGUGAUUAGCAAUGAAGAAUACCCAGAUAACGAUCAGUAGCGACCAGCGAUCCAGAGUGCCGACCAGCGAUCCAGAGUGCAGUCUAGCGAGUAGCAGCAACUCCAGUCUAGUGCAGCGGCGAUCCAUUGAGCAACAGAAGGAAAGGCAUUGGCAGGCUGUUAGUUUUGGUUUUGAAAGUGCUUUGCUUGGCUGCAAAAAAAAGAAUUUUCUCUUGUGCGAUGAAGAUAUUGAGGGACGAAAAUCUUCUAAAGCCAAAGAACUAGGGGCAAGCUGCUGGCCAUUUGUGUUCAACCAAGAGACCAGGACAUCUCAUUAG